Molecule: messenger RNA, 381 nt
Organism: Brassica oleracea var. oleracea
Lineage: Eukaryota; Viridiplantae; Streptophyta; Magnoliopsida; Brassicales; Brassicaceae
Exons: 1
Coding region: 1-381 (126 amino acids)
Molecular function (GO): RNA-DNA hybrid ribonuclease activity; nucleic acid binding
Source: RefSeq, a predicted model, not a curated record
AUGGGACUCAAUCUCAGGGAACUGCGGAAUUGGGUGGCUCAUCCGAGACUCAUCAAACACCUUUUCUCCGCAUAUAGGCGUUACGUUCCUUCAGCUCUGGUGGCUGAAGUGUUGGCGGUUAAAGCAGCUAUGACAGCGGCAAUCUCCUCACAUGUCAGCAGCCUUCUGGUCUGUUCUGAUUCAAAGACCCUCAUUUCACUCUUGAAGUUUCAUGGACAUGAUGUGGUCCUGAAAGGUGUGCUCUACGACAUAAGAUUCCUGGGGCUCUCUUUCACCUCUAUCUCUUUUCAGUUUAUCUCGCGUUUAGCAAAUGUACAAGUUGACUCUCUCGCUAAAGCAGCUUUAGUUUCUAUGUCUGCACCUGCUACUUGUGUUGUUUGA